Molecule: messenger RNA, 1353 nt
Organism: Lichtheimia ornata
Lineage: Eukaryota; Fungi; Mucoromycota; Mucoromycetes; Mucorales; Lichtheimiaceae
Exons: 10
Coding region: 1-1353 (450 amino acids)
Source: RefSeq, a predicted model, not a curated record
AUGGCAAGCCUUGUUGCGGACGCUGAUUGCCACUCGAUUAUGCAACCAUCGCUAUCUUCUUUUCCUUGGCGUUAUCAACUAGUAAUCCUUGAGCAGCCUAUUCAUUCACGCAUGUGUGGCGUCGGGGAAAGAGUUGAUCGAAGACCCAUUGAUCCUCCACCAAUCGUACAGCUCAAGAUCCUCGGCAAUGACUACAGUGAAGCAAUGAAUCGUUUACAUGCCAUCUCGCCUCACAUUUUCCUGGCCGCCAUGUUGGUCCCUGCCAAUGAAUUACAUGAAGGAUCCUUUCAACCAAAAAGUAACGUCGAUACCACAUUCCACAAUAAGCUCACCAUUGGAAGCAACGUAUCAUCAAUGCACAUGUUACGCGGACUAGAUGGCAAGGAAGGUGCUUAUUUUGUGUUUCCCGACAUGUCGGUUCGUGAUGAGGGAAUAUAUAGAUUGAACAUGUGCCUUUUCGAAAUCCAGCAAUCCUCGGUAACGUUUCUCCAAUCCACCGUAUCUGAUUCAUUUGCAGUGUAUUCGGCAAAGAAGUUUCCAGGAAUGCACAUGUCAUGUGCUCUUGCAUGUCAUUUUGCUGAGCAAGGCUUAAAAAUCCGCAUACGUAAAGAAUCGAGGAAACGGUCAGCAGCACAAAAGUUUAGGAGACUUGAUGAAUCAACAUCGGGGAUGGACCAUAAACUUGUACAACAACAAGCAACGGAUGAAGAUUAUAGCAUGGAGGAUGUUAGCCAGCUUGACGUGACCAUGAUGGGUAUGGUUGGGCAACGAGUCCCAGUGUCCAAUGUGGAAUCUGGCUUUCUUGUUUCUUCUGAGAAGACUAGUUCGGGGGUAUCAGAAAAACUUCCAGUAUCUUCCGACAUGCUGCACAAGGUCGCACCAAGUGAUCACCGCAUAUACAACCUAGGGACACAUGCAUCUUCACCGCCACCUGCAUCCGCCCACUGGAGCACAAAUGCGUGGCAUGCAGCACCUGACCUUGAGAAACGCUUGCCAGGUAUACGGAUCGCGACAACAACAACAUCCAUGGACCGCCCCGAUCACCAUUACAUACCCAGCAUAACAGUAUUACCAAAUCCAACUCAGAUGAAUGAUGCGCAUGAAUCCUGGAAAUCGGUAGCAUGGCAACCACGACCACCACCACAACAACAACCCCAAGAUCCAUCCUUGCAAUGGGGAAAUGAGGUACAAUCAAAAAAGGUCUCUGAAGACCCUGCUACUACUACUGUAUACGGCGCCAAGCAACAACAUCAUCCAACAGGACAAGACAUGCCGCCUAUGUUACCAUCACUUAGGGAGCAACUCAAAAGCAUUGGCGUGUCGUCUUCUUUUCAAACAACAAGAAGCAGGUGA